Messenger RNA from Pieris napi, 1451 nucleotides. RefSeq lists its product as uncharacterized. The transcript is spliced from 5 exons. The record is from RefSeq and is a predicted model, not a curated record. NCBI's taxonomy places the organism in Eukaryota, Metazoa, Arthropoda, Insecta, Lepidoptera, Pieridae. The coding region runs from base 119 to 1036 and encodes 305 amino acids.
GCAAUUGUGACAAUAAAGUGCAAAAACACAGUGGACAAGACAACUGUAGCGAGCGCCAAUAGAAGAAGAAACAGCCCAGCUUUGAAGUAGUCUCUCAUAUAUUUUGUAUUUGCCUGAAAUGGUUUUGCGGUUAAACAACUGCAAUUGGCCGGAACUGAGUAGGUACUGUGGUUGCUGUACGCUCUCUACUGGAAUUUAUAUCCGGUCAAUUUUAAGUCUGAUUUUAGUAGCUAUCCUAAUCUUAAUCAAUUCUUAUGGACUAUCGAAAUUAUUUACCACCGCGUCUGCCCUGGAUGGCGUAACAGUUACAGUAAUUGGUGAUCGGUUUAACAAAACAAUCACUGAAGAAGACCUCGUUAUGGUCCAAAAUAUUGUAUUGGCAAUGAAGAUCUAUCUAAUCAUAUGGAUUAUCUUGAAGUUCGUUUAUAUUGUUACCAUUUUGGCAGGAUUUUACGCUAUCUUUUUCAAAAAACCCAAGAUUUUGAAAUUUGUUUUCUACACGAUGAUACCGAACUGGAUUUUUGAUAUUAUAAUAUUAGUCGGAGCUAAAACCUUUCUUAUAUUGCCAGUACAAAUAUUAUUCUUCGUCGGUGUAUGUUCCGAGUUCUACAACUUGAUCGCCAUCAACAGUCAAUACAGGCAAAUGGCGUUCAAAUCCCGCAUCGUCCCCGAAGAGCCCCUGACCACUACAUUUACUAGUCAGGUCGAAGCAUGGAAUCCAAAUAUACAAGGUGGGCCCCAUUGCCGAACCUGCGUAUGUCCCACAUCACCUUACAUGGAAAUCAGAUCUGAAAGAACCACUGUUACCAGCCUCUCAUCACCUGAAUCCUUCGAUGUCUUAAGUCAAGAAACAGAAGACAAAGUGGUGAAUUUUAAAGAUGGACCCAUUAUCUACAACCAAGAACAAUUGCAGCCACGUGACGUGCUGUUUGUGACACAAGAUAGAGAGAGAGAUGAGGGUGAUAACGAUAAUAGAGGUUUAAGACAUUCGGAUGAAGUAAGGCGACCGAGAAGACCCAAUUCGCUUGCGCUUUAAGUAUUACUUAAGUUAUUAAGUGUAAAAGCAACACAAGUAAGUGAGCGAAAUGUUUUAGUUAUAUGAAUAAUGUCAUCGGUUAAGUUGGGUUUACAUUUAAAUAAAACCUUAUCACUUUAAACUCAAAAUAACUUUAUUCAUGUAGCUAACUACGUACACUUAUGAACGUCAACAGAAAAGUUGUUAAAUUGAUUCUAAAUUUACAUUUACUACCAGUUCGCAACUCAUGGGCGUAAAGCGGGCAAGAAGAACUGGCAAGAAACUCUACGUCCACUCUAUUUAAUAGCCAAGGUGUGAGCAAAUCAAUUACACGGAUUAGGAUCAUUUAAAUAAUCGUCAAAUUUAUAAAAAAUAGUUAAUUUACGUUUAUCGAGAGUUUUGAAUUUAAUCAGUGAUAAUUUGUUUUGGAGUUUGU